Messenger RNA from Myripristis murdjan (pinecone soldierfish), 2468 nucleotides. RefSeq names its product neurensin 1-like (gene nrsn1l). Gene Ontology annotation, cellular component: neuron projection; neuronal cell body; transport vesicle. Gene Ontology annotation, biological process: nervous system development. Lineage: Eukaryota; Metazoa; Chordata; Actinopteri; Holocentriformes; Holocentridae. The record is from RefSeq and is a predicted model, not a curated record. The transcript is spliced from 4 exons. The coding region runs from base 101 to 727 and encodes 208 amino acids.
CAGCACCAGCGCUGAAGAUCCACCGAUCUGACGGUACAUGGAUCCCCUGUGAGAACAGCGAGCACUCCGGCCAGGGGGCGUACGCGGUGUGUGAGGCGUGAUGGCGUUGUGCUCUGAGGCCUGUGUCUCCGGCUCAGGAGGAGAAUCAUCUGGGAGUGAGACGGGCUCUAGCUGUCUUCAGUUUGGUGUUCGUUCCUAUCUGCACCACUUCUAUGAGGAGUGCUCGUCUUCGAUGUGGGAGAGAGACCAGGAAGACCAGGGGUUCGUCCAGAGCCAGAGAUCAACCCAGCGGUGGAGCUCAGCAGUCUGGAAGGUGUCCUUGGCCUUGGGUCUCCUCAUCCUUACUGCAGGUAUUGCCAGCCUGUCCGUCGGCUAUUCCACCCCUCGCAAGAUUGAGUCAUUUGGAGAUGGAGAUCUGCUCUUCGUGGACACCCAGGCCAUCAGCUUCAACAGGGGGCUGCACCUCAGCACUGCGGCGGGGAUUGGGCUCUCCUGCAUGGGCUCGGUUCUCACCAUGAUAGGGGUCGUGCUCUGGAUCCUGCUCAGGGCUGACUUCAAGGAGGGGCUCUUCCACAGAGAGGACGAUGGAGAAAGGAGAGGAGAGUGGGGAUCAAAGGGGAGAGAUUUCAGGGAUGCAGGAGAGGCAAUCACUAAGCCGCCAGGUAUAGAGGAAAGAAAAAUACCCGUCACACUGUCAAAAGUAGAGGGCGUCCAGCCCACUUCAUGAAAAGAUCCUCAUUGAGCUACAUGGUGUAUGGGCUUCUGUUGUAGUCCAGGGGCCUCAUUUAGAGGAAGACCUCAUUAUCAUAUUUGAUUUUACAUACCUGGUAGAAAAUCACAUCAAAGUAGUUAAUAAUAAAAUCUUAACAUGACAAAGUAUAAAUAGAUUGUAGCUAGUUUAGGAUUUUAUUUUAAGUCUAUAAAAUGUUGCAUAAAGUGGCCAAUUAUCGGUAGUGUGCAAAAAAUUUGCCAACUGAGGCAUGAGAUUCCUUAUGAACCUUCCAAUGUGCAUCACACUGAAGACAGAGAAAAUUAUGCUUUAAAUAAGCUGAUAAUAUAAGGACACAACUGGCUACAGGGCAAUGACUGGUGGGAUGCAUUCACAUUCAAGUGCAAGAUAUUUUUUGUGAUUCACAUAUUCACAAAUACAUAUCACACAGGUACUCUUCUGUCCAUGAGCAUUUUCAGCAUUAUUCUGUCUCAGAUAUCUUUUUAUAAAUCAAACAUAAGCACAAUUUGAAAAAAAUGAUUUCAAAAUGACAUGGAUCCAAGUACCUUUUUAUAAAUGAGGCCCGAGGACUUCGAUCAGAGCCCUGAUUUUAACCUGAAAACAUCUCUUGUUUGUGGUGCUUUGAUGUCCUGUCCACAAAGUCUUCACACCUUGUAGGGCAGCACAGAGCCAUGGUUUCUGGCUGCUGCAUAGACUGUGUUUGUGGAGUGCACUUGUGUUCUAUUUGAAAAAAAAAAAAAAAAAAAAAAAAAAAAAAGCAAUGAAAAAGUCCAGCUAAGACACUUACACUGAGGAGAACCCAGUGAAUGAUGGUUGGAAACUAUUAUUUGUUAUCUCUUUAAUAGAUUUCUAAUUUCACUCAGUGAUUCUUUUCAGGUAUCAGUUUGCCAAGCAGUUAAUUAAGUGAAGAGACAGUGCUAUAACAAGAGCCACUUAGUAAAACCUGCUCAACCCCCCCGCACCUUUACAAUCACAUACACCUCAUGGGAAAUUUUAAAAUGUGCUAACACAGAAGAGGGUAAGGAUGUAAACAACUGUAGUAAGUCUGUAUUCAUAGGUUCAUGUAUUUCUACUAAUGACUGUCUCAUUGCAUUGACACACAGACACACACAUGCACAUUCACACCCUCUUCAACAGCCAUUCACCUGCUCUGCUGCACACCCACCUACCCGCAAACACACACACACACACACACACACGCACACACACACAGUCAUACAUACACACACACAUGCCUGCUCCAUUGACAAUAUCACCUAUUUUCUCCGCACUGUAAUCUGGCUUCAUAAUUGCCUGCAAUCUGUGUCUCCCAGCAACAGUUGGGCCUCAAGUGCUCUAUUUUCUACCUGGAACAAGAAGCCUCAUCUCUGAUUGGUCCGUCACUUCCACUCUCUUUAUUUUUUUGCACCAAUCACAUCAUUUGUGUGCAGGCAUAUACAGUAGAAGCGAGUAAGUAGUGAAGCAUUGAAUAGAGAGAAAUUUGCACUGGCACCUUCGAGGCCACUUGUUUUAUUUGGUCCUCCAGUUUAGUUAUAGCUUGGAAAAUAGGGUGCAACCAGUUCACAAACAAAUGACUGAAAAUAAAAAUGUCCAACAAUCAUGACAUCCUGACUGGUUGAGUGCCCCGGGUUCCUCUAGAUGUUAACAUUGUUUUACUGUUUUUAUUGUGUUUUUGGCUGUGAUGAACUAGAUGGAAUGGCAUGAGGGUCAAGUGUCACUGGAGUGGGGCAAAUAUCCA